AUGGAGAUAGAUAGAAAAACAGGCAAUAUCGAAGCUUUGAGUAUUGGAAAAGGUGAAAUAAACGAUGGUCAAAAUCAAGACACCGGUGUAACUUCUGCUCAUACUAUUGGUCAUGAUUCAUGGGAACAAAUGGGGUUAAUGCUGGUUGGACUUGGGGCAUCAUAUCCCUGGUUGUUGUUGGAUUUUACACCGCCUAUGCUAGCUGGCUUUUGGCAGGAUUUCAUUUCAUUAAUGGCAGAAGGUUCGUCAGAUACAGAGAUCUUAUGGGGUAUAUUUAUGGUGAGUUGA
Messenger RNA from Dovyalis caffra, 288 nucleotides. Lineage: Eukaryota; Viridiplantae; Streptophyta; Magnoliopsida; Malpighiales; Salicaceae. The record is from the annotation of a GenBank genome assembly.